Penaeus indicus is the source of this 1089-nucleotide messenger RNA. RefSeq names its product ligand-gated ion channel 50-like. Lineage: Eukaryota; Metazoa; Arthropoda; Malacostraca; Decapoda; Penaeidae. The record is from RefSeq and is a predicted model, not a curated record. Gene Ontology annotation, biological process: signal transduction; chemical synaptic transmission; monoatomic ion transmembrane transport. Gene Ontology annotation, cellular component: plasma membrane; synapse; neuron projection. Gene Ontology annotation, molecular function: protein binding; neurotransmitter receptor activity; extracellular ligand-gated monoatomic ion channel activity. The transcript has 3 exons. The coding region runs from base 1 to 1089 and encodes 362 amino acids.
AUGGCCACCGAGAUGACUGCCACCUGCCUUGCUUCGGAAUUCGUGUGUGACGACGGAUCGUGCAUCGACAUCACACGAAGAUGCGAUCUAGUAAGCGACUGUGCGGAUUGGAGCGACGAACGGGGGUGCGAUUUGGUGCUCUUAGCCGAAGGGCACCUCAACACCCUCCCGCCGUCACGGAACCUCCACAUCAACGCGUCCGUCCACUUGGAGGUGAUCGCGGUGGACCUGCUGCAGAUGAGUCUUUGGCUGGACCUGAAAAUCGAUCUGUUCUGGCGUGACCCCAACGCUAAAUUCAUGAACCUCAGGGCCUCGCCGUACACCAACUUGGUUCCGAUACGUCGUAAAGGCUACAUGCUGUGGAGCCCGAGUGUUGUGAUUGAGCCUUUGUUGGGAUUCCCAGUUCGAAACGAGGCGCUAAUGGUGUGCAGGGAGAGCAAUGGAACAAUAAUUGAGGAAGAUACUGUCUACGAAGGCCAGGAAAAUCCCUUGAAGUUCACCAUUCACCUGCAGCCGAAGGUACGGUGCACCUUCAAUUUCCACUGGUUUCCCUGGGAUGAGCAGGUUUGUCUGUUUAAUCUGACCUUUUUAAACCUGGACCAAAAGAACAUGGAACCACAGGAAACCUCAGAUACGAUUUCCACCAGUCGGCUCAUCCUCGAGGAAUACACCAUUGUCAAUCUUGCAAUCGUCAUGCACGAGGGAGCGAGAUCGAGGACAGUCCGAGUCGAGGUGAAGCGACAUUCCCUUCAAUACGUCUACGACAGUUACUUCCCGACGUCACUUUUACUCGUCCUUGGCUACGGCACGUUGUUCCUGCCGGUGGAGCCUUUUAACGACCGAGGAACCAUGAGUCUUACUACCCUGCUCGUUCUCGUGGCGCUUUACACAGACUCGCUACGUUCCUUACCCGAUGUGAAUUACAACACGUACCUCGAUGUGUGGUACAUUUUCUCCAUGGCUUACUUGUCCCUGAUAGUCGCCAUGCAUAUUGUGUCACGGGGUCCCAAGAUCCUGGUAUAUUCCCAGGUUCUUUUCGGUGCCUGGCUUGUCGCUUUUGUCGUCGUCUAUACCUCGAGGAUUGUAUAA